Messenger RNA from Caenorhabditis briggsae, 972 nucleotides. RefSeq names its product Protein CBR-SRH-15 (gene Cbr-srh-15). NCBI's taxonomy places the organism in Eukaryota, Metazoa, Nematoda, Chromadorea, Rhabditida, Rhabditidae. The record is from RefSeq and is a predicted model, not a curated record. The coding region runs from base 1 to 972 and encodes 323 amino acids. The transcript has 6 exons.
AUGGAAACAUCAACGGCACAUGUUUUGUCAGUUACACCAUCCAAAGCUGAUUGUCUAUCAGAUGCUCCGAAUCCUUAUAGGUUGGUCAUGCAUUUCACUCAUUUUCUAACAAUUCCAUUAUACAUGAUGGCUAUUUACUCUUUGGUAAAUAAAUGCCCAAAAGCUCUCAAAGAAUAUCGCAAUUAUCUUUUGUGGCACACAUUGGGAAACCUAAUCUUCGAGCUCUACAUCUCUUUAUUCAUGCUCCCUGUUACCUACUUACCGUACCCGGUUUUUCGAGGAGCUGGAUUUUUGAAGUAUUUUGAUGUCAGUGGACUCAUUCAGUUCUACCUUUUAGUUAUUUGUCUCAUUCAUACCGGACUUUCAAUUCUCGAAAUGUUCAAGUAUCGUUUCGAUGCAGCAAUAAGUGAUGACACUCUAAUCAAGAAAACUCUUCAUAAAAUCGUUAUCUUUUUCUGGGUUAUUGUGAUAAUUAUUCCAAUUUUCUGUUUUGCAACCUUACCUAGAUGUCAUCCAAAACAAGAUCAUUAUAAAGAAGUACUAUAUGAAGAAAACAUGAGCAAUGGAAUUUCGAUCCACGUCCUUUGUAAUACUGUUGUGACUGCUCCACCACUUCUAGAUCCCGUUUUUACUCCACUUAUGAGCUUGAUAGUGACAGCUAUGCUAACAGCUGCCACUAUCAUUCCAAUGACAUUCAUCUCGAUUUGGAGAAAAUUGGAUCAGCUCUCGAGGCAUCUAUCAAAACGGACUAUUCAGCUUCAGAAGAUGUUACUAAUGAGUCUUUUUAUUCAAGCAGUUAUCCAUGGAGUUAUGCUAGGAGCUCCUUUGAUUGGCUUCAUUUAUGCUAUCGUUUUCAUUUUACCGUAUCGCCUACUGUCUACUACUUCUUAUUUCCUUCCAUGGAUCAUUCUCUACUAUUGCCAUGAUAUUUUUUACGAAACCAGUUCGAGAUGGAGUCAAAUCUAUUCUUAA